Messenger RNA from Eruca vesicaria subsp. sativa (arugula), 4346 nucleotides. Lineage: Eukaryota; Viridiplantae; Streptophyta; Magnoliopsida; Brassicales; Brassicaceae. The record is from the annotation of a GenBank genome assembly.
GAAAAAGAGAGAGAGAGAGAGAGAAAGGGGAAGCCGACAUAUGUCUUCCACCAUAUUCUUCUCAUCUUUCCCCAUGAGAGAUUCCUCUUCUUCUGCUUCUGCUUCUCCUAAAUCUCAGUUCUCUUCCCACCAUUAGAUAUAAUCCACUACUCAAACCAGCCACCACCCUUUUUCACUUUCAACACCUUAACUCCCUUAUUGCCUCUCUCUCUCUUUCUCUCAUCAUCACCAUCAUCAUCACACUUCACAAUUUCUAUUGUACUCUUAGCUAUAAAAUUUUUAUCUGUUUUACUGUUUUGGAUUUCUAGGAAUCAAUCUCUCACUUUGGAACCUUUAAGUUUCUUCUUUUUUUUUUUGGUUGUUUGUCUUUUAUCUGUCGUUAUCUUUGAUUAAGUAAAAGACUUUUUUUUUGAUCUCUCAAUUUAACUUUGAGACUUCCCGGUAGUCUAAUCUGACACGUUCUCUUGUGUCUUUGGUUUCUUUUUUCUGGGAGAGACAACGAGGAUAAUUAAAAAAAAACACAAAGUUCUGUGAUUCUGUACGGUUUGGUUCUACUUGUCUCUAAACUCUUUACUUUUUGAGUUGUUCUCUGUUCAAUUAGUGGGGGGGUUUGAUCGUUUGUGUGUUUCCAAGUAGUGGAUGAGUCUCUUCCAUGUUGUAGAGUUCUGUCUGAAGAUAGGACAACUCUUCUGGAUGCUAUGCUGCUGGUUAGUUUCCUGGUUGAUCGACGACAAGUCUCCUCUUCCUGUCGGCUCUGUCGGUGAUCCUGACAAAACCAAGAUGAAGAAAAAUCAUCAUCAUCAUAAUAAGAUGUGUUUCUUCUGGAACAAGAUCUCCACAAGUGGAUUCAAGAUCCCGACUUUCUCUCUUCAUCCCGUUAGAUUCGGCAAGAAUUGGUGGAAGAAAGUUGUGGUUGCUUGGGUUGUCUUGUGGGUUCUGAUCUCUUUCUGGACCUUUUGCUACUUUAGCUCUCAGGCUAUGGAUAAGAGGAAAGAGACGUUAGCUAGUAUGUGUGAUGAGAGAGCUCGUAUGCUUCAGGAUCAGUUCAACGUUAGUAUGAAUCAUGUUCAAGCUAUGUCUAUCUUGAUCUCCACUUUUCACCAUGCCAAGUUUCCUUCUGCCAUCGAUCAGAGGACGUUCUCAGAGUACACUGAUAGAACUUCCUUUGAGAGGCCUCUUACGAGCGGGGUUGCAUAUGCUGUGAGAGUGCUUCACUCAGAGAGGAAAGAAUUUGAGAGGCAGCAAGGUUGGAUUAUUAGGAGGAUGGAUUCAUUUGAACAAAAACCUGUUCACAAGGAUGAAUAUAACAUAGAAGCGCUGGAACCAUCUCCUGUACAAAAGGAGUAUGCUCCAGUUAUUUUUGCUCAGGACACGGUUUCUCACGUUAUUUCUCUCGAUAUGCUGUCUGGCAAAGAGGAUCGUGAAAACGUGUUACGGGCAAGGAAAUCAGGUAAAGGGGUUUUGACAGCUCCUUUCCCACUGAUAAAGACAAAUAGACUUGGGGUGAUCUUGACAUUUGCUGUAUACAAGAGAGAUCUCCCUUCCAAUGCAACCCCAAAAGAGAGAAUUGAGGCUACUAACGGGUAUCUUGGUGGAGUGUUUGACAUUGAAAGCUUGGUGGAAAACUUGCUUCAGCAGCUGGCGAGCAAGCAAACGAUUCUUGUCAAUGUAUACGAUACAACCAACCAUUCUGAACCCAUUAGCAUGUAUGGUUCUGAUGUGUCGGCUGAUGGGUUGGAACAUGUUAGUCCACUAAACUUUGGGGAUCCAUUUAGAAAGCAUGAAAUGCGUUGCAGGUUUAAGCAGAAACCACCAUGGCCAGUGCUAACAAUGGUGACAUCUUUUUGUAUCCUUGUGAUUGCUUUGCUUAUUGCACAUAUAUUCCAUGCAACCAUGAGCCGAAUACAGAGAGUUGAAGAAGAUUGUCAUAAAAUGAAACUGCUCAAGAAAAAGGCUGAAGCAGCAGAUGUUGCCAAGUCACAAUUCCUUGCCACUGUAUCACAUGAAAUCAGAACUCCAAUGAAUGGUGUUCUUGGAAUGCUCCAUAUGCUUAUGGACACAGAGUUAGAUGUAACACAACAGGAUUACGUUAGGACCGCACAGGCUAGUGGAAAAGCUUUAGUCUCGCUAAUAAACGAGGUUUUGGACCAAGCAAAGAUUGAAUCUGGAAAGCUUGAGCUUGAGGAGGUGCGGUUUGAUUUGAGAGGAAUAUUAGAUGAUGUCCUGUCACUCUUCUCUGGCAAGUCCCAAGAAAAAGGGCUAGAGUUGGCAGUAUACAUAUCUGACCAUGUUCCAGAAAUGUUAAUUGGGGAUCCUGGGAGAUUUCGACAAAUACUCACAAAUCUUAUGGGUAAUUCCAUUAAGUUCACUGAGAAAGGACACAUCUUCGUAACUGUUCAUUUGGUGGAGGAGCUACUAGACUCUAGUGAUGUAGAGACAUCAACAUCUACUGAAAAUACACUGAGCGGGCUUCCAGUUGCAGACAGGCAGAGAAGCUGGCAAAAAUUUAAAUCAUUCAGCUCCAGUGGACAUCGAAGCUUUGCAUUAGCUCCAUCUGAAAUCAACCUAAUCGUCUCAGUAGAGGAUACUGGCGUAGGGAUCCCUGUAGAAGCACAGUCACGUAUUUUUACACCUUUCAUGCAAGUUGGACCGUCCAUAUCCAGGACGCAUGGAGGCACAGGGAUUGGUCUUAGCAUAAGCAAAUGUCUAGUGGGACUGAUGAAGGGAGAGAUUGGAUUCUCUAGUAUUCCCAAGGUUGGGUCAACAUUCACAUUUACUGCUGUGUUUGCCAAUGGCAUGCAUUCAUCUGAAAGAAAGAGUGAACUGCAUAACAAUAAUCAGCCCAUAUUAUCGGAGUUUAAGGGAAUGAAAGCUGUGCUUGUGGACCAUAAGCCUGCUAGAGGGCAAGUCUCACGGUACCAUUUUCAGCGACUAGGAAUUCGAGUUGAAAUAGUUUCAGGUGUUGAGCAGGCUCUACGUUUCACUACCACUGUGAAUAUAAUACUCAUAGAGCAAGAAGUGUGGAGUAAAGAAGCAGAUGUGUUCAUUAAGAAACUGCAGAAGGACCCUCUUGUCCAUUCUCCUAAAUUGUUUUUGUUAGCAAAUUCAAUAGACACCUCAAUAUCAGAUUCUUUAAGAAACAUCAUAGACCCUCCAGUGUUGAUAGUGAAGCCAUUAAGGGCGAGUAUGCUAGCAGCAACUUUGCAGAGAGGUUUGGGUAUUGGGAACAGUGAAACAUCUCAACAAAAGGGACCUCCUGCUUUAAUUCUCAGGAAUCUUCUCCUUGGCAGAAAAAUAUUAAUUGUGGAUGAUAACAACGUAAACCUCAGAGUGGCAGCCGGAGCUUUGAAAAAGUAUGGAGCUGAUGUGGUCUGCGCUGAGAGCGGGGUAAAGGCAAUCUCAUUGCUAAAGCCACCACACGAGUUUGAUGCUUGUUUUAUGGACAUUCAGAUGCCAGAAAUGGAUGGGUUUGAGGCAACGAGGAGAAUAAGGGAUAUGGAAGAGGAAAUGAACGAGAGAAACAAGACUGGUGAGAGUUUGACAGUAGAGGAAAGUAACAGAACAAGAUGGCAUCUUCCUGUACUAGCAAUGACUGCAGAUGUGAUUCAAGCAACGCAUGAGGAGUGUCUAAAGUGUGGAAUGGAUGGGUAUGUAUCAAAGCCCUUUGAAGCAGAGCAGCUGUACAGAGAAGUUUCUCGUUUUUUCAGUUCACCUUCAGAUACAGAAUCAUGAAAGAGGGAAUGGGAUGGAAGAAGAAGAAGGGUGAAAGGAACACACAAAAAAACUCGUGUCUCCGCUGCAUCUUGAAGUAGUAGAACAAAAGAAAACAGAGUGUAUAUAGAGAAAGGCCUGUGUGACGAUCAGAUAGUGAACAAGGCAAGAAGUUUAGACUAGUUUCCACUGUAAAGUUUGCUCUUUUCUUCUCUUCUGAGACCAAAACUUGUGGGGAUUUGUAGAUGAGUUGAAGCUAGAAUCUAUAGAUUCUGACUUGCUUUGGAUGGGAGGGAAGAGAGAGACAUAGAAAGUGUGUAUGUGUGUGAAUGAUUUAGGAUUCUUAUAUUAGGAAAACAGUGCAGCUUCUUUCAGUUAUCAUCGUCCAAGAAUGAUAGAGAGUGGACGUUUGUUUACUACAUAUAUAUAUACAAUAGUGCUUGUGGUAUAAAGUUGAAGAUGGCUUACUUUCUCAUUCUCUUCUUUUCACUGACUGGAUCCGUCUCAAAUGGUUCUUACAACGAAACUAAACUCUUGUAACUGUACAUAGCAAGCAACAAGUAAACACACUUGUUUAUUCGUUUAAGCAACUUGUUGAGAAGAUGCUUAACUUUGGUUCUUUAAUAAAGACUUUG